AAUAAGAAAAAAAAGAUAUAAUUAAUAUUAACCACCCAACUAUAUUCAAUCAUUCAAUAUGAAUCAAAAGCAGGACUUUGUAUAAUAAUAAAUUCAAGAAAAAGAUAAAUAAAUGAAUGCCUUGGAUAAAUUUGAAAACACUCAAAUUUAAUAAUAACCUGAUUAAAUAUCCUUGUUUUUGUUUUCCCAUGAAUAGAUUGCAUUAAAUCUUCCAGGACAUCCUGCUUCUAAUUAUUCCAUUAUGGAUAUCAUUAAUUUUUAAACAGACUUUUCGUUUUAUGAAAAAAUAUUUGAUAGAAAAAAUAGAAAAAUUCUUUAAGCUCCUGUUGCUAGAAUGUAUGGAAAUGAUAAAUAAGGCAACUCAGUUUGUCUUCAUAUUCAUGGCUAUUUUCCUUACUUCUACUUGAAGGUGAAUUAGAUUUCUCAUCUUAUUUAAAAUGAUAAAACUUUUUUAGAUAAAUUUAUUGAUUUAAUUGAAGAAUGUUAUUACACUUUGUACUCAGUCAGUGAGAAGUAGAAGAAAUUUUUAAUGUCCACAACUCCUAUAAUUUUGAAUUAUGAGAUAAUAUAUAAAAAAGAUAUUUAUGGGUAUCACUCAACCGAAGAACCAUUUUUGAAGAUUUAUUUCUAUAAUCCAAAAAUGAUUAAAAAAUUAGUUGGCAUUUUAGAGAGCGGCGUAGUGAUGAAUAUAGAAUUUGUUAUUUAUGAAGGACAUUUAACCCACUUUUUAAAACUGUACAGCGACUUGGAUAUUAAGGGGCUCAGAGAAAUAAAGCUAUUAAAGUAUUCUCUAAGAAAGAAUGAAAAUCAAGCUCUAUAGUAAUUGACAAAAGAGAGAGAAAUAUGCAAAUAUUAUUUAAAUUCUAAGAAUAAAUUUAAUAGUAUGACAAAGGUCUCUACAUGUGAUGUAGAAAUAGAUGUUUAUUAUAAAAAUAUUUUAAACUAUAUAUUUUUGUAAGAGGAGAAGUCUGAAGAAAAUUUCAUUGAAAUGUGCUCAGAUUUAGAAUUGGCUAAAAAUUGCAAACAGAGGACCAGAGAAUGUUCUGUGCAAAUUAACAAAUCACUUGAAAUGUUUUGGAAAGAGGAAAAGUAAAUGCAAGAAGAUCUCUUUGGAAUUAAAUCUAUGAAGGCAACUUAAACCAUCGACUACACAGAUAAUAUAGAAAGUUUAUUUAUGAACGAAGAUGAUGAGAAGGAAUUUAAUUUAUCCAGAUUUUAAUUUAAUGGGUUUAGUGGAUAGAGUACAUUUUUAUAGGAGUAAAAACAAAAGAAAUUACAAGAAAAGCAAGAAUUACUUAAGAAAUUUAACAAUGAUAUUUAUUGGAUAAACCAACUCUCUUUGAACAAAAAUAUAAAUAAAUAAUUUAGAUAGCAUAUCUAGGAAUUUAUCGAUUAAUCUAAGUAACAGUUAGACAAACCUAUGAAUGCAUUUCUAAAUUAAGAAAUACUCAAAAAUUUUCAUAAAGUUCAGAAAUAAAAAAAAGAUGAGGGUAUUCAUUCUAUUAUCAACAGAAAUAAGCAGUAUGGUAAAAGAAAGGUCAAAUACUAUGAAAAAUUGCUUAAAGGUUAGGUCAAGGAGCUAGAUUUACUUCCAGAAGACUAAUAGGAAGAUUCUGAAAAUGAUUAGUAAAACGAAGAUAUUGACUAAUACGAUAGUGAUUCUGAUGAACAAUCUUCAAGCAGUGAUGAUGAUAAUGAUGAAAAUAUAAACGAUGAAGAUGACAAUAAUAAUUUUCAAGAAAAGGAUAGCAAAAAUAUGGAAAUAAAAAUAUCCCCUAAUUAAAAAUUAGUUGAAGAAAAAAUUGAAAAAUUGAAUAUUACAAAAAAAAGAACUUUAAAUGAGUUUUUACAAGGAAAUUCUGAAAAAUUGAAACAUGAAGAAGAUCAAAAAGUGAAAAAGCACAUUAAGCUUCAGUAUGAAAAAUAAACAAAUUAAAAUAACAUUUAGAUUUGGAGAGAUAAUUUCAAUGCAGUGAAAAAUAAUAUGGAAGUAGAAGAUACUGCCUUUUCAGAAUGUUAAUACUGUAAAUAAAUUAAAUAUUUAUGCAGAUGCAAUUUAAAUGAGUCAACUAAACAAGAUAUUUAAAUUGUUCAAUAAUUUUUUGAAAAACCACAAAAUUAAGCAAAGAGAUUUGUAUUGAAAUAUAAACCCAAAUGUCCAAGUUUUAAUUAAAUUAUGGCUACUGGCAUUUCCAAACAAGUAGAGCAUCAAUACGCUUACUAUGAAAAUUUAGAAGAUUUGUUUGAACAUUAUAACUUGAAGAAUAAAUCAGUCCAAAGGAACUUAUAUUUUGCAUAAAUUUUAGAAAAAGACAUCAUUAAAACUCCAUAGCACAAGCAGUAUUAUGUUGGAAUAUAAAAUAAUCUGAAGUUACCUAAAUACUUUAGGGCUUACAUAACAGAAGAUUAUGAUAGCUAAUAGUAAUUUUAAGAAACAAAAUAAAGAUUUAGGUAUUAAAAAAAAUGUCCUAGCUUUAAACAAAUCUCAGCAGAUAUAAUUAAAUCUAAUAAAAAAUAAAAUAAAUAAUUAUUAAAUGUAACUCCUGUAACAAAAAAUUGGCUAUCACCGUUUUCUCAUUCUUAAAAAUAGGAGAAGCUAACAGAAAAUUAAUAAAACUAAAACAAAAAAUUAACGCAAUAUCAUGAAGAUAUCACAAUGUACACAUUUGAAAUCUUUGCAAAAUCUACCCCAGAUAUGCUUCCUGAUCCUUCUUCUGAUCCAAUCAAUUUCAUAGUAUUUGACCUGGAAAACUUUAAAAGGAGUGAAAUAAAUACAUAAGGAAUAAUUUUAGUUGAUGAAAUAAACUGCCAUGAACCAAUAGACAAAGUUAGAAAAUAUUAUGGUUUUAAUGAUUCCAUGUUUAAAACAAUUAUUGUAACUAAAAAUGAAGAAGAAUUAUUGCUUACUUUCAUUAAAUAAAUCCAUAUUUUUAAUGUUGACAUUAUAACGGGAUGGGACAUAGAAAAGAAAUCUCUUUUUUACUUUUCUCAUCGCUGUUGGCAAUUAGGAAUUGAUGUUAUGGAUAUAUUAUCAAGAUGCCCAAAAAAUUCAUUUAAUAUAUUAAGGGCAUUCAAAUUAGCGGAUUGUCUAAUUGAGGAAUAAUUCUAAAAUGACUCUGCCAAAGGAUAUUCUUAGUAGAGUAUGAGUUUUGAUAGUAACUAAUCAUUUAAAUUGUAAAAUGUAGCAAUGCAAUCAAUUAAACAAUCUCAUCGCAGUGCAAAAUAAACAGGGUUUUUCGCUAAUUUUAAACUAAACUUUGAAAUUGCAGGUCGAAUGAUAAUAAAUACUUGGAGAUUAGUCAAACAUGAUUACAAAUUAUUUUGUUAUGAGUUAGAAAGUGUUGUAAAUUAUGUCUUCUAAGAAAGAAUUCCCAUUUUUUCUAAUUGGAGUUUAACACAAAUGUAUAACCAUGAAGACAUUAAAUAGAGAGUGUUUGUAUUUGAAUAUAUGAUGAAAAGAUUAAUGAAAACUAAAGAUAUCAUAGAUCACAUCUAAAUCAUCAACACGUGUGCUGAAGAAACUAAGCUUUAUGGAUUUGAUUUCUAAUCAGCAAUAUGCAAAGGACAUUAAUUUAGAAUAGAGCAUAUAAUGAACAGGGUUACAGAUCUCUUAGGCUAUAAGCUAAUGAGCGCAUCUAGGUACGGAGUUUAAACUCAAAGAAUGCUAGAGUGCAGCCCACUUACUUUGGAACCUCCAAAGCUAUUCUAUGUUGACCCUGUGAUUGUUUUAGAUUUUAUAUCUCUUUAUCCAUCUAUAAUGAUUGCAUAUAAUUUAUGCUUUUCUACUUGUUUAGGAUAUAUUGAUGAUAAUUUCUAAAAAGGCGGAUUUAAAAAACUAGGAGUUUAAAAGCAAUGGGAUGUUUAAUUUGAAGAACUUCUUAAAAAGCAUAAUUAUGAUAUUGAUGAACUCAUGAAAGACAUAUUUGUAGCUCCUAAUAAAGUAGCAUUUGUUAAAAAAAGUGUUAGAGAAGGAGUGCUUUCAUAAAUAACUCAUGAAUUUUUCUUUACUCGUUAAUUUAUUAAGGGUAAUAUGGGAAAAUACAAAUAAAAUCCGCUUUAUAAUCAUAUAUAUAAUAAGCUUCAGCAAAGGCAAAAAUCACUUAAAUUAUUUAUGUGUGUCAUUUUUGGAUACACUGGAGCUACCUUUAGUGGCAGAAUGCCUUUAGGUGAUUUAGCUGAUUCAAUCAUUCAAAUAGGCAAAUUUCUGUUAAAUUAAGCAAUAAAUUUAAUUAACAAUAGUAAAAAAUGGGGUGCAUAAGUUAUUUAUGGAGAUACUGACAGUGUAUUUGUAAACAUUAAAGGAGUCUCUGUAAAUGAUGCUAUAAAAAUAGGAAAGGAAAUCGAAAGUGAAGUUUCAAAAAUGUUUCCCUAUCCUCUUAAAUUAAAAUACGAAAAAACAUAUUAAAAUUUAGUGAUCUUGACAAAAAAAAGAUAUGCAGGAUUUUUUGUGGAAAAUGAAACCGAUGAACCUAAAUUUGAAGCAAAAGGUCUAGAAGUUAUGAGAAAAGAUGGUUGCUAAGCUCUUAGUAUCAUUAUGAAAAAUUGCCUAGAAACACUUCUAAAAAAUAAGAAUUUAAGUGCAAUAAAGCUUUAUUUGAAUGGAGAAUGGCAAAAAUUGCUAAAUGAUUAGUUCUCUUAUAGAGAUUUGAUUAUAAGUAAAGAAUGUAAAUUAGAGAACUACACUAUGCCUCCUCCUCAUGCAAGAAUUGCCCUUAAAGAAAUGAAACGAGAUCCAUAAACUAAACCAAAAUACGGAUAAAGAAUAAAAUACUUCAUAAUAAAUAACCCUCAAAGCUAAAGAUUAUAUGACUGUGUCGUUUCAGUAAAUGAAUUUAUGAAAAACUAUAGGCAUUAGAUAAAUCUAAAUGAAUAUCUGGAAAAACAGAUAAAUUCAGCUUUAGGUAGAUUGUUCUCAACAUUCGAUGUAGAUAUUCAAGAUUGGGUCUAAAGAAUAAAAAAAUCAGAAAUUAAAUCUCAUAACAUCCUAGCAAUAUAAAAUAAACAGUAGAAGGGUGGUUUAUCCUCAGAGUUUUAAAAACAAAAAAAACAGUUUUAGCUAAACCAUUACUAUUUAAAAGAAAUAUGCAUAGCAUGUUCUAAUAAGACUAAAAAUUAAAUAUGUGAAAAUUGUCUACAAGAUCCAAGUGCAUUAAUAUUUAUAUUAACUUAAAAGAAAAAGAUAAACGAGAUGAAAUUAUAAAAGUUAAUAGAUAAAUGUACUAAUUGUUGCAAUUUAUCAUAAAUAGAAGAAAUGCCCCAAUGUAUUUAAUACGAGUGUUACACAUAUUUUGAAAAAAAAAAUGCAGAAGAAGUUGUUGAAGUCAUUAAUCCCUACUUAGAACAGUAUACGUCUAUGUUAUAUAACUUAGCAAAUGAGUUUUGA
Messenger RNA from Tetrahymena thermophila SB210, 5383 nucleotides. RefSeq names its product DNA polymerase family protein. The record is from RefSeq and is a predicted model, not a curated record. Gene Ontology annotation, cellular component: zeta DNA polymerase complex; nucleus. The transcript is spliced from 15 exons. NCBI's taxonomy places the organism in Eukaryota, Ciliophora, Oligohymenophorea, Hymenostomatida, Tetrahymenidae. Gene Ontology annotation, biological process: error-prone translesion synthesis; double-strand break repair via homologous recombination. Gene Ontology annotation, molecular function: DNA-directed DNA polymerase activity; DNA binding; nucleotide binding.